Molecule: messenger RNA, 2418 nt
Organism: Thrips palmi
Lineage: Eukaryota; Metazoa; Arthropoda; Insecta; Thysanoptera; Thripidae
Exons: 11
Coding region: 103-2361 (752 amino acids)
Source: RefSeq, a predicted model, not a curated record
UUCGGCUGGAGUCUUUUUCUCACUCCCCUUUGCGUUCGAAACGGGCGAGGUGCGGAACAGUUGUUUGAGACAUGUUUUGGACUAGUGUCUUCUGUCGUCUUCAUGGGUAGAUCAAAGAAAAAGAGACCUGCGAAGUAUAAAAGUUAUUACGACCGAGAUCUGGCUCAUGAAUGUGAUGUUCCCGAAUCUACACAACGAUAUCGAAAUCGACAACAAAAUGACACAGCUGGAGAGAAUGCUCCACUAAACGCUGAUCUGCAACAGGGAGCGGAGCUGCAAGGAUUGACAGAUUAUCAUGAUGCGGAUGCUGCCGAACAUAACCAACAGCCUCAACCUGAGAGUGAAUCCCUUGAUGAUUCUGACGACUCCAUUGAAGCAUCCGAUCCUGGACAUCUUUCCGAUUCCGAAUCUAGCAGUGAAUAUGAUGACUUCGUCAACUUACAUAACAAGAGAUGCCGUAACCCAAAUGAAGGAGAUCCAAAUCAGAUCAUUAUCUCUGAACCAGAACACAGUGAAUCAGGAGCUGAGGAACAGACAGAUCAUUCUUCUCCAAAUGACUCCGAAUCAGAAUACGAUGAGGAUGGUCCUGAGCAAAUUACUGAUAAAGCCGGGCCUCAUGAGGAACAAACUUCAGAUUCCGAUUCUUCAAGUGGGCACAACUUUGUCACCUUACGCAACAAGAGACUUCGUAAUCCAAACAGAGAUGGUUUUGACGCAGCUAAUGAGAGAGAACCCACUCAGAUUACUCUGUCUGAAUCGGAGCACAGUGCAUCAGCAACUGAGGAACAGACAGAUCAUUCUUCUCCAAAUGACUCCGAAUCAGAAUACGAUGAGGAUGGUCCUGAGCAAAUUACUGAUAAAGCCGGACCUCAUGAGGAACAAACUUCGGAGUCCGAUUCUUCAAGUAUGCACAACAACUUUGUCACCUUACGCAACAAGAGACUUCGUAAUCCAAACAGAGAUGGUGGUGGCGCAGCCAAUGAAGAAGAUCCCACUCAGAAUACUCUGUCUGAAUCGGAGCACAGUGCAUCAGUAACUGAGGAACAGACUCAGCAUUCGUCUGCAGAUGAGUCUAAUAGUGAAUCUGGCAGUGAUGGCCUUUUUCAAAAUUUUGACAAUGCCUCCCUUCAUUCUGAACAAACGACUGACUUUGAAAUGGAUAACAUGUCUGAUAGUGUCAAUAUUGAACACUGUGGUUUUGAGAAUCAAAACAGAGACAUGGGUCUCUGGGAUGGUGACCAGGCAAAUGAGUCUAUCUCUUCAGACGCCAAUGAAGAGCAAGAAAACGAAGCCCACAUUGCAGAGAACAUGCCAGACAAUGUCGUAACUGGGACUGAUGGUUUUCAGAAGUUGCUAACUAAACUCCAUGGUGUAUAUUCAGAAGAUAUCCCUUCUCAACCAACAGUGAACCCUAACGACAUUAUCCAAAUGGUGAUAGGUUUAUCUCAAAGGCAUAGGUGGACACACCACGAGAAAGAAGAUUUGAUGAAAUUAGUUAACUGGAUUGUAGGAAGGCGAAUCCUUCCAGAUACUCGCUUUCUUAUAGACUCUGUAUUUUUUCCUAAAUCAAGUUUGACAUAUUUUUUUUAUUGUUGUAAAUGCACUAAAAUGUUAGGUAGUAGUGAACUUAUUGAAAUGAAAGUCAAGACUAAGACAUGCCCUAAUACAAAGUGUGCCCACUCCAAUGUGAUAUCUGACCUUUCCAAAGCCACAUACUUCGUAUGUUUUGAUGUACCAUCACAGAUUGCUUUACUUCUACAAGACCAGAAUGUACGAAGGAAACUGUUAAAUCCCAAAAGUCUCUUUGAAAAUUCAAACCAUGAUAGAGUGAUGCGGGAUCUGUAUGAUGGUUCAGUAUAUCGAAAAUUUCUGUCAUAUCUUGAUUUUUCCAGCAAUACUCAUUAUGUCUCAGUAUCAAUGUCUGUCGAUGGUGUUGCCCUAUUUGUGACUAGUACUGUUUCUAUCACACCUUGUUUUCUUAUGAUAAAUGAACUACCCCCAGUACUAAGGAUGAAUAAUUUAAUCCUUGCUGGCCUAUGGUUUGGAAAAAAGGUACAAACUGAUGUAUUUCUUCCACCAAUUGUAGACAAAAUUAAACAUUUAUCUAAUGAAGGAUUUAAUAUUAAAGUUGAAGACAAUGUUUAUUGGCAUGUUAAGCUGUAUCUUCUCUCACUUGUGGCAGAUUCUGGCCUUAGGUGGGAUGUACAGGGAAUCCAUGCGCACAGAGGGGAAUAUAUAGUUGUUCGUGGUGUCUUAUCAAGGGUGAAGAGUUGGGAGGUGCUAGAAAAUUCCGCUUCAGUUACCCUUUUCCACCUUCAAGAACUCUUCAACAGAUGCUGGAGGAUGCAGCUGAGGCAUUGAGGACUAAAAAGGUCAUAAGGGGAGUAAAAUGCCUGUCUGUCUUAACUGCUGCUCCUC